Molecule: messenger RNA, 3919 nt
Organism: Branchiostoma belcheri (Belcher's lancelet)
Lineage: Eukaryota; Metazoa; Chordata; Leptocardii; Amphioxiformes; Branchiostomatidae
Product: synaptophysin-like
Exons: 8
Coding region: 165-1031 (288 amino acids)
Cellular component (GO): synaptic vesicle; synaptic vesicle membrane
Source: RefSeq, a predicted model, not a curated record
UGCCAAAGCUCGGGGGCCUUGGUGGAUCCAAAAUGGCGGCUUAGCAGAGAUCGGAUGACUAAACCCCGAAACAUUUGUGAAUAUUUCUGCUCUAAAAAUCAGUCCUGACCGCAGUAGAGAUCUUGUUUCGCACCAGGAGAAAUCUCCAGCCACAGAACUAGAAGAUGGAUCCCGCAGAGGCAUCUUCCAUGAUAAACCAGGGCGCGGGAACGCCUGGGUCCCCCGUGGGCCUGGCUCAACCGCAGGUAAGCAGCGUCCAGACGAUGAUGACCAACUCCAACAUGAGAGUAGUGAAGGAGCCCAGGGGCUUCCUCAAGUUGUUGCAGUUUAUAUUUGCAAUCUUUGCAUUUGCCACUGCGAGUGGAGGAGGAAGCAAUUUCCAGUUCAGUGUGAAAUGCAAUGACACUGAUCCUGGCAAGCUGGUGGACGUUUUUUACUCCUAUCCAUACAAGCUAGAAGACGUCCCCGUGGUGAGCAAGUUUUGUGAAAACACCACCCAGACUGUCUACCCACUGGUCGGCAACGAAAACUCAUCUGCAGAGUACUUUGUGACCAUUGGAGUCUUUGCCUUCCUGUACUCCCUAGUAGCACUAACGAUCUACGUUUUCGUGGAAGGUCAAUUUGGCGACAAGAACCUGUGGUCUAAAGCAGACCUGUUCAUCACCACGGCGUUCGCCAUCUUCUGGUUCACCAGCUCCUCGGCGUGGGCCGCCGCCGUGGCCGACAUCAAGUGGUCGACGUACGCCCCGAACGUGUACACGCACGGUGACAUCGUGCAGCUGUGUAGUAAGAAACCAGACAUUGUGUGCACCAACGGGGGGCAGAACUCCUCCUACGCCAACCUCAACGUCUCCAUCCUCUUUGGAUUCCUGAACUUCAUCCUGUGGGCCGGCAACAUCUGGUUCACCUACAAGGAGACCCCGUGGCACGCACAGCGCAACGAGCCUGCUGAGAAAAAGUACCCCAGCCCCGCCCUGGGCACUCCCACCGGCAUGGAGGGGGGCACCCUGUCCUCCCCCAGCCAGAUAUGAGCCGGCCCACUCGAGCCACGCCCAAUGCUAAGUUAACAAUGGCUACAAUGCACCAUACAAAUGUUGGUACAACUCUGCAUGAGACAACAUUUGAACCUUUAACCUUCUCCCUGCUAAGAUAGCAUUUGGCAGGGAAUUUGUGCUGUCCUGUUGGUGGAUAACAGGGAAAAAGUUACUGUUCAAAUGUCAUGAGGCAUUGUAAAUUAUAAUUUGUCAGGUGAAUUUUUAAUCGAAUGCUGCUGAUUCUGUUAUAUAUGUAGACACUGCCUUGCGUUGCUUUGUAAUAAAACUGUAAUGAUUUCACAUACUUUAUGGGUUCAUUUAAACUAACACUCAAGGAAACAUUUGUAUGGUGCAUUUGUGGCUGUUGGAUAUUGUGCUUUUCUUAGUAUGUAAAAGUUUUCUUAUAACUAUAUUUCAACAUUAAGUUUGGGUUUCUUAGUAUGCAAGUUUUCCUUUAAGUUGUCUUCUGAUGUAAGGUUAAGGCCAACCCUUGAAAUCUUGGUCUUGUUUUUUGUUGGCUUGAAUUUGGUUGAAAAAAAAAAUUAUGCAUGCAACAGUUGGUCAUACAAUAUUUUCUCUUGCUAAGAAGGAAAAUUCCAUUGCAGCAGUGAAAUAGCUGUAAAGCAAAUCUAAGGAGCUGCAGAUAUCAUACACUCUUAGUGAUCAUUCCUUAAAGUUAUUCUUAGCAUGUUGUAGUGCUUUAUUUUCAUAAGUAUCACAAUGUGAUAUGUGUAGCUAUUUUGAAUUACUCCUGUGUUCUACACUAAAAUCUGCUAUUCUGCUUCUGUAAUUCAAGAACUGAUGAAGAUCAAAAUGCAGAAUUAUAAGGAAAACUUAAACCUUGUACCAACAGGGAAGGUAUGCAGUUUUUGUUACACAAUUACUUUUUAUGGUAAUACAUUUGUAAAGUAGGUGUUACAUUUCUUUCCUAGCAUUGUUAUUUGAAAAAUUUGAGUAGAAGAAAGUCACUGUUUACCAACUAUAUUUCAUUAACUUGUAUAGAGUACAUGUAUCUUGAGUCAGGAAAAAGGGAAGUGAAUUGGCUUUUGUGAGGGAAUUUCCAUACAACAAUACACCAAGAUGAAGAGGCAAAGUGUGAUGGAAUGUAUGUGUACAAUAUUCUGGAUGCUGAAAAGAAAGACAUAGCAUGUUGAUUCAUAGCAUUCAAGAUAUACCAUCUUGAUAAUCAAGGACAAGAUGUCAGUGGUCCUACCUGCACCAGUCAGUCAAGAUCGUAUGAAAUGUAGUGUAAGAGUGCCCCCCAUCUAUAACCCUGUGAACUGCACUCAUGUUAUUCAAGACAACAUAAAAAGACAUAGGACUGUAGCCACACUAAGUAGGCAAGAUGUAUAACUAACACUUCCCACAGAGUCAUGUUACAAUUUACAAAUUUGUCACACUUUCAUACCUGUGAGUAUCAGAUCAUUUGAAGUGAUGGUGUACAUUGUUAUUGUUCAGUGGUGUAAUGUGCCUACCUUAGUGUUACAGUGUCGAGGAUAUAAACCAUGUUCCCUAUUCAUCAUUUUGUACAGGCAAGGUGAGGAACCUUUCAGUGUGCUUUUCGAUAUACAUGAGGAAUUGUUGAAUGUACUUAUGUCGUGAUAGAAUAUCCUGCAUCUUGUGGCACUAGUGACUGGAAAGAAAUUCACUUGUACCCACUCACCAAGCACCUGCCACACAAUGAAGCCAUUCCCUGUUGUGUAUUGACUGUUGUGGAACUAGGCUUUGCUCAUGUGGUGUUUUCAGGUAGCAGUUCCCUUGAUGUAUAAUACCAGCACCUGUCAUGUGUACAUUUACAUGCACAAGUCGCACUUACUAGUAUUGUACUCGGCUAAGUCCCAUUGCACUAUUAGUAAUUGCUGUUACUACUUAAACUGCUCUGCACUUUCAGCACUCUAAAGUGUACAAAUGGUGUUGCUUAUGACACCCUUUCUGAAGAAGCCAACACAUGAUUUGGAACACUUGUAGUAGAUUACAUGCUAGGGUAAAAGUUGGUGUAAAAAGUUAUCACAAGAGGACCACAAGUGAACAGUGUGUAGUGAAGGCAAAACUGCUAUUAGAAAGGCACUAUACAGUCUUCGAUGUGCUAUCAAUGAUGUUUCCUAUAUAUCUUGUGUGACUACACUUGUACAUGCACUGUGUCUAUAAAGAACAGUGAAGAAUAUCGUAAUAGUAGCACCAGAUUUUGUAACAAGAUGUCAACAUUCAUACAAAAUUGGUUCACAUUGCUGAUGACUGUAGAUGUAAAAAGGUGUAUUAGUCCCAGCCUGUGUGGUAUGUACCUUGAGUAUACUAAUAGCCAUUGUACACAGGAAAUACUGUUAAGGUUAUAGAUGUAACAUUCUGUGUGAAGGUAUAGAAAGUAUAUAAUGUACGAAUGUAUUAAAACAGUUUGAGCAGAUUUCUCACUACUUAAAACGUCAUGAUGGGCAGUGUUGAAAAAAGAAAAGAUCUUUAAUCCCCAAAACUAUUGUUACAAAACCUUGAGAACAUUGCACUUCCCCAUUCAAUGGAAAGAUAUUUGCCCUAUUUGGUAAUAUUGUACUAUUAUAUAAGUGUUCAGUGAAACGUUUGUCAAGCCAGUAUGAAAAACACUAGAUUGUGACACUUGGGUGUGAAAUCUGCUCUUCCUCCUGAAACUUGUAUGUAAAAAGAGAAGUUAGUCUUGUAUGUUGCGAUAAGAAUUUAGUGUUGCGAAACACGGAGUAACUCUAUAACUUACUGUUAACACAUUGUUCAGCAGACAUACAGCUGGUAGUAGUUUGAACUUUCUAGUAGCUUGUGUGGUGAGAAUGCAGUAUUGCUAACCGUGAAUAUCUACCUGUAUAUUCACCUGUCCAGGAAACUAUUUGCUUCGCAGUAAACUCAGUAUGCUUGACAGUUCU